Rotaria sp. Silwood2 is the source of this 366-nucleotide messenger RNA. The record is from the annotation of a GenBank genome assembly. Lineage: Eukaryota; Metazoa; Rotifera; Eurotatoria; Philodinida; Philodinidae.
AUGACACAUAGAAUUAAUGAUCAAAAAUUAAUUGAAGAUUUUAUUCAAUGGUCAAUAAAUAUUGUCGUUCAUAAAAAUGAAAAUUUUAAAUUGGUUCAUACGCAUUCAUUACUAUGGCCAUCAAAGAAAGAUGAUAAACGACAAUUACCUAUUGUCAGAAGUGGAUGUAAUACAUCAGUUACAUCAAAUGUAAAACAAACUGAAUAUAUGAAUCAUCUAUUGAUUACAAAACAUAAUAGACUAUACGAAUUGAAGACACGUUUUUGUCGAGUUUGUCAAAUAACAACUUGUUUAUUAAUUGAUAUACAAUUGACAUUACGUAUUUCAAAACUAAUUCUCACAAAACAAGCUCGUAAAGUUUAUUAA